CAUAUUCUGUUGUAUGCCUUUCCGAUGCGAUUAUCGGUCGUGUGGUAUUUGUUUGGUCUGUUACUCGCCACCAAGGCCCUCCUCUGCGCUGGUGGAAUGCUAAUAAGUCUUGUGUCCCGUGAUGUCGCCAGUGGAAUGAAUCCUUCCAAGAUCAAACUUGACAAGAUCGAAUGAGACCCGACAAGAUCGAAAACGUGGUUGAUGGAGUGAUAACGGAUGAAGGACAGGCGUAAUCAUGGCAGUAAUUUACGUUUCAAGUUCUACGAGUACGAACUCGUACUAUGGUACAAACGAGUAGUAUGGUACGGUACGUACGUACGGUCCUCUGUGCUGUGAAGAAACGGAAAUACGAAAUACAGAACGUAGGCACGGAAGAUAUCGUAGUUGUUCCGUACAUACUGUACGUUACGGUAAAUACAGUACGGUACGUACGCUACGGUACCUGGGCAUUGAGGUAGUACUUCUAGUAAUUCCGAGCUCUUUUGUAAGUUCCGUUUUGGCUUCCAAAGGCUACUUACGUACCGUACUACCGUACGGUACUGCAAAUAGUGAAACCUCGGACAUCGGAGAAAAGAAUCUUCUAGCGAAACAAAACCCAUCGUACGGUACUUGGUAUGCUGUUCACAAGAAGAACAUCCAAAAAUCCACAUCAUCCAUCAUGAUGGAGAACCUCGUCCCCUUUGUCGCCGGAGCUUCCUACGGGUUGACCACGGUCGUGGUUGGCCAGCCACUCGACACCGUCAAGGUCCGGAUGCAGGGCCUGCCGAGCGCGGCGAAUUCCAGCGGCGUUGCGGUCGCGGGCGACCUGUUUGCAAAGGAGGGCGUCCGGGGGCUCUACCGGGGGGGUCUUCCCCUGUUCGUCGGCGGUGCCUUUAUGCGAUCGGCCCAGUUCGGCGUUUCCGGUGCGGCCAAGGUCUGGCUCGAGGAGAACACCAACGGGGGAAAGCCGGCACCGCGCUUGUUUGGCAUUCUGGACUGGCAGGUCAUGAUUGCCGGGGCGGCGGGCGGUGUGUCGAGGGGCCUGGUAGAAAUUCCCACCGACUUUUUCAAAACGAGGCGGCAGGUGGAGCACGGCUGGAGCAUCCGGGAGGUCAUGGACGGGACCGGCGUGACGCUCGCGCGGAACACGGUGCUCUACACCGCGUUCAUGUUCUACCUCGACAUGGCGAAGCUGCUGUGCCGCCAGGGGUACGUUCCGUCUCUCCUCAUGGCGGACGACCGGGAAAACCUGUCCCCGUUCGUCAAGGGUGCGGUCUGCGCGAACCUCGCGUGGCUCACCUGCUGGCCCGCCGAUGUCGUCAAGACCCAGAGGCAGUCUGGGAACUACGCCUCCCGGAGCAACACCGAGCUCCUGAUGGAAAACCUCCGAAACGGCCGGCUGUUCCGCGGCAUCGUACCGGGUCUGGUGAGAUCGACCAUUGCCAACGGCAGCAGCAUGGUCGUCUACGAAUACGUUCUCACUACCCUCACCAAGAAGUUCGAUCUCGAACGGAGAGAUCUGGCAUAGGCGCGAGCACUGUGGUCUUUUUUGUUCUUGUAACAAGAAAGGGAACGAGAAGAAAAACCAGGUGACCACCGCAAACUCAUGGACACGCGAAAACAAUCCAAAUACGCCUCCCGAGCACGAUCCCGUGGGUGGGUUAUUUUGUUGGUCCAAAACGAGAGCUUUCGUUCCAAAAAUCAGCAUUCCACAAGAGCCGAUGGGAAAAAGAAGUCUAGAACAGUUCCACGAUUGUCGGUUGGAGAAGCGCAGGCGAUCACAAAGUAGGAACCACGCAUCCUUUUCGUUCUGGGCAUCCGUACAAGUAGAACAGAAUCGCGAAAAGGCACAACGACGCUGCGCUGGUGAGAUUUGUUCGGGGAGCAAGAAAAAGAAGAACCUGGGAAGAUAGAGGUCGUCGCGCCAACGGAACGCGUCGGACGGGAUGUAACUGGGUUUGUAGUGCGGCACAGCAGAAACAUUUUGCGACGGUGCCAUCUACAAAAAGUAGACGAACAGUAGCUGUGUGAAUAAACUGUAUCGUGUAGU
Messenger RNA from Pseudo-nitzschia multistriata, 2029 nucleotides. The record is from the annotation of a GenBank genome assembly. Lineage: Eukaryota; Bacillariophyta; Bacillariophyceae; Bacillariales; Bacillariaceae.